CGAAUUUUGCGACACACCCCACCCCAAAGGACAAAGAAUCUCACUUGGGGAAUCAUCAAUUUACUUAAAAUUUUGAAACAUCAUAAGGGUGUGAAUCAAUGUCAGUGGGAUUUAGUCUCCUUAGAAUCACUAUUUUCUCUGUCUUGGAUAACUAAGCCAUCCUGUUUCUUCAUGUUUUAUGAAAAGAUCAAAUAUAGGAUGUGCUUGAGGAACAGAAAUGUUGUCUGAACAAUUCGGUUUGAAUGAUGUCAUAAAUCUUCAUGGCAAAGAGGAAGAGCUGGUUUGGAUGGGUGAAAAGGCUAUUCACUUCUGAAUCAAAGGACAACAAUAAGCCAAGGAGAUGGGGGUGGAGUUUUGGAAGGAUCAAUCAGAAACAGUAUCCUACAAUCACAGCUCCAAACAGGGCAUUGAUUGAAGCAAGUGCAGAGCAGAGAAAGCAUGCUUUGACAGUGGCUAUUGCUACAGCAGCAGCUGCUGAGGCUGCAGUUGCUGCUGCACAUGCUGCUGCUGAGGUUGUCAAGCUCACAGGUGCUUCUCGUUCUUACUCAUAUCUUUCCAAGGGAGACAGAAGUUUAGCUGCCAUCAAGAUUCAAAGCGCGUAUCGUGCACAUCUUGCUAGGAAAGCAUUGAGAGCAUUGAAGGGAGUUAUAAGACUGCAAGCCCUAAUACGUGGUCAAGCUGUGAGACGCCAAGUGUCAAACACUCUGCAGAAUUUUCACUCCAAUGCAAGAAAUCAGAUGGAAAUUUUGGAAAGAAGCAGCCAUACUGCUGAAAAGAUCAAGCAAAGUCCAAAGCAAAAGAAAAAGUUAGAAGAGAAGGAACUGAAGUCUGAAUGUCAUAAUCAUAGAACAUGGGAUUGUAGCUUGUUUUCAAGAGAAGACAUUGAAGCUAUAUGGUUUAGAAAACAAGAGGCCAUGGUCAAAAGAGAGCGCAUGAAGCAAUACUCUUCUUCACAAAGGGAGAGAAAAAAUCCCCAAAUAAUGGAAGAAUGUGUACACAACAUGGACUUUGAAAGAGAGAGUUGUCGUACACUUGGAGAGUGGCUACAUAAAGAAACAUGUGAUUGGGAUGUGCUUUAUAAACCAACUCUUCCUUCAAACUUUCUAAAAAAGGAAUUUCAAGAAGAAGGGUUAAGUCCAAAGAUUUCAAUUCCAAGGAAAUCAUUUUCUGUUGUAAAAAGAAGCUCAAAUGGGGAUGAGAGUUCAGUGACAAAUUCUCCAGUUUUUCCCACUUACAUGGCUGUUACUGAAUCCAGCAAAGCAAAGAUGAGGUCUAUUAGCACACCAAAGCAAAGAACAGGAAUUAUGGAUAUAUGCUCCAAUCAGAAUGAGCCUCACAAGGAAAGCAUUUCCUUUUGCUCUUCUUAUUAUGGUGCAACUAGUAGCACCAAUGCAAACAAUGCAAGUUAUCAACAACGACGCUAGAGUGAAAAUACAAAUAGGCUUUGUUUUCACAGUAAGAUGUACAAUCCGGUUCAAUGCAUGAUUUGCUGAAGUCACCAUGAAGUAUGGGGGAGAAAACCAAGUUUAUUUCAUGUCUGGUCCUUCACAUCUUGCAAAUCUUCACGUACAUGAAUGGAGUGCUUUUUUUUUUUUUUUUUCCUGACCAUUUUAUAUAUACAUUUUGAAGAAAAUUUUCUUCAUGGUUUUGGAGAUGAGAAAAUGUUGCUACUUACUAUUGGGUACAUAAUACAUAUCUAAAAUCAUAUACAUCUUUCUCUAUUGUAUUCUUCAUUUAGUUGUCCAAGUUUGCUGUCAUAGAAAAUUGAAGCUGAUAUUUGCAAAAUAAUUAUGGAUU
Messenger RNA from Cajanus cajan (pigeon pea), 1797 nucleotides. Its product is annotated as protein IQ-DOMAIN 12. The record is from RefSeq and is a predicted model, not a curated record. Gene Ontology annotation, molecular function: protein binding. NCBI's taxonomy places the organism in Eukaryota, Viridiplantae, Streptophyta, Magnoliopsida, Fabales, Fabaceae.